Pelobates cultripes (western spadefoot toad) is the source of this 24841-nucleotide messenger RNA. Lineage: Eukaryota; Metazoa; Chordata; Amphibia; Anura; Pelobatidae. The record is from the annotation of a GenBank genome assembly.
AUGAAGGCUGAGGGUCUGCUUCGGAGCCUGCUGUGUGUAUGCACGGUGCUGGAACAAGCCAGGAGGGUGUAUAGUGUCAAACAUGCGGUGCACUGGAACAACUCCAACCCCAGGUAGGACCCCCAAUCCCUGGACUCCUCUGUGUUCCCCUCUGAGCCUCACUCCCCCCACCCCCCAUCCCUGGAACUGUUUCUCUAACUCCCACCCAAGUCUGGAUCUAUGUGCUCCCCCAAAUCUCUGCAUAUUUCUCCCCCCUUCCCCCCCUGGACAUGGUGUGUAUUCCCUGACCUGCAAACUAUUAGUAUCAGUAAGUAGAUACAUUAUACUGUAAUGUAAGGGCAGCAUUCUAAAUGUGCAGCAAUCUGCCCUGUCAUUCAUCUGGUUUCCAUGGUGAUUGCUGCACUUGAGGAACUUUGCCAACAAUUGCCAUUCCAGCAGCCCUGUACUACCCACUGUUAAAGCUAAGGUAAUUACAUUGCUGAUCAGUUAUUCUAAUCCUGGAUACUGUCUAACUUGCCAGUGACCCCCAGCUUCUUGUUUGAGUUCCCCCUUUAAUUGAUUACAGUGCCACAUCAUCCCAUUCCUCCAUCUCUCCAGUCUGACUGUGCUCCCCCUGUCCUUCUCGCAGAGCAGUCUAAUUCAGGACUUUGUUCCUUUCACAAUGAUCCGGACCAUACCUUUUUAUCCAGCGCUCUAAUCUCGCACUGCCAUCUCGGUUUUCUUACCCAACACUCUAAUCCUUAAUUAAUAAUGCCCAGUCUACAUUUUAAUUUAACCCUCUAAUUAUAUAGACAUUCUUUUACCUUCACUGUAAUUUUUAUCUAUACCCCUCCAUUGACCUUCUAUAGCUCUGUGCCUAGUCCAAACUCCUCCCCCCCCCCCAUUUCUCUGUCCAGUCCCCAAAUCAAACAUUCAUUCCCCCAAUUUCUUGUCCCAACACUCUAAUCCCAGACAGUUUCUUCCUCCUCUUCCUCUUUUUACAGACAUGAUCCCCCCCUUUACUCCCCAUUCAUUUGUCAAACACUAAUCAAAUACAGAAACUCUCUCUCCAACUAUUCCUAACUUUUUUUCCCCCCUAAUCUAAUCCGAGACGGUGACUCCCCCUUCAUCUUUUUGCAACUCUAAUUCUGGACAGUGACCCCCACCCUCCCUCCAUUUCUUCCAGUGUAUCACACUAAUCCUUCUAGUAUUGCCCCCCUCCCCCAUUCUCUAUACACAGUUGCCUCCCCAACAAGCAGCCCCCUAUCUGUAGGUGAAUACUUAUCUAAAAGUAAGUGAUCCCUUUCUCACUUCACCUGGUACCUAUACUGUACAUGACCUCCUAAUCCCCUCUGCCCAAGGCCUAGCCGAUACCCAGGGCCCCUGGUGCCAGGAUGUCUGGAUACCAUCCAUUUUUUGAUGUGGUUUUGUCUUGUGCCCCCUCCCCUUCAGGUCCCUUUGUUUGGUCUGUGACUGUAUCUAGCUGCUUUUUUUUGCUUAAUGAGAACCAGAGAGAGGGGCUCAGUGUCCCCUGUGUAAGUCCUGGGGGAGGUGUUGCGGAGGGGGUGCUUUACCCCAUUACAUUACCAGGGGAAAAGUGAGGCAUGCCAAAUAUUUGGUUUCCAUUUAGCUUCAGGGCACAGAACAAUUAAUAAGUACUUAGAAAAACAAGUGUAGCAUGUUCCUUCCCCCUUCCAAAAAGCCGUUACCUACAGACCGACAGACCUACAUCUUUUGUUCCAUGCACAGCUGCUCAUUGCAUUAAAGAGGAUCCUUACAAUAGAGAAUGUCCCAUCAUUCCUGUCCUUGUCACUUCUUGAUUUGCAUAAACCUUCAGAAGUUUCGCUCAUUCUCUGUGUGACGAGACAUUGGGCCUGAUGUGGGGCAAUAAAAUCUAUCUGAACCCACUGCAUAGUUUUGGUGGGAUGGCUGAAAUCUAUACUUUGAACCCAUUCUUUUAGCUCCAGACUUUGAACACCUCUCCACCCCCUUGAAUUUCUUGUUUGACCUCAUGAGUGGUGUAACAACCCUGGGAACAUGCAAUUUGUAUACAUGUCAUUUCAGUGUAUCCUGUCAUUUAGUAAAGAAAAUGCCAAUUAGGGAGGGACUGUCUCUUAAAUAACCAGAUUAAAAAUACCCAACAUUAAAGUCUUAUACACUCUACAGCAUCCAAUGUAGACAGAUAAUGUAGAUGUUUGUAUAUUACUUUAUUUUUAAUUUAUUUUUUUGCAAACCUCAUUUUUAUUUAUUUUUUUCCCCUAUCCCCAAGAGCUUACAGUCUGUCUGCUCUUGCUUUCUGCAGUGAAAGGCUCUGUGCCCCCUCCCCAAAGGGCAUGGUGUGAUACAGGAAGGGUUUGUUAUUUUGGGCAGGGAGCCUGCUUAUUUUGGACCUGUCUGUAUUUUUGUGGAGUGCAGUAUAUUCCCAUUUUUCCAGGCUAGUUUUCAGGCUGCAAUGAGCGGUGUGCGUGGAUGGAACGCUGUUUGUGUUGGCGCAGCCUGCGUCCGCUAGCCAGGCUGGCUCCGCAGCUCAUAAGUGCAAGCAUUGCUUGUUUUCUAACUAGGUGUGAGUCAGAAUUUUGCAUCUUUGUUUAAACAGUACCAACCCCCGCUCCCCAAAUAAAUCUAUAAAUUCUCCCAUACACUUGCACAUACCUUAAUUUGGUUUAUUUACCUUUUUUUUAAAAAAAAUUUAAAUAAACCUUUUCUUGAAUUGCUAAUUGUAUAUGGUAGCAGAUACAUGUUUACUUUCCGUAAUGUUCGAAUUCAGACUUUAAAAAGUGGUGAUCUUAAAUUUGUAUUUUUUUUUUUUUUUUUUCUUUUGUUUAAAAUAAAAUGUAGAUUCUUUAAAUACAUUAAACCUUGUUGGUAACCGUUGCAGAGAAGACAGCUCUGAGACACUUACAUUUUUAUUUUAUUUAUUUAUUUAUUUAUUUUUUUAGUCUGUCGCUGGUGUUUUGUGACGAUAUGAAAACGAUAUUUAUUUUUAAUUUUAUGAUCUAUGUAGGAUCCAUUUUGUUCGCUAACAGAUUGGAGCAGACAUUUGUGCUGUGAAAUAUUAACGAAAACUGAAAUCCCCAAUUUUUUCCCAUCAUUGUGGUCUUGUUAGACGUGUUUGGGGACUGAGGCCUGGGUAAAUUCAAGUGCUAAAAUCUGUUGUUUUUAUGUAUCCCUCCGUCAGCUGAUGUUAUAUGCAUAUAAGGGAGCAGAUCUUGAGUCCUGGCAAAAGCGAAGGCUGAUGCAAAGUGAACAGUGCCCUUUCUUUCUUUUGUCCUGGAAUAUAAACAAUGUGCUCCCCCCUUUACUAAACUCUGAAUUGUAGGGAUUUAAAAACUGAAUUGUAAAAUAUAGGUUCAAAUAGCUCCGCUGUGACCGUAGCUUAGAUGGAGAAUUUUUCAGAGUCCCAUGUAUAACCCUGAAUUUUGCCGUUUGGAUUUCAAUUCACUACAAUCCGUAGUUUAGUGAAUAAAACACUACUGGCCUUUUUAAAAAAAAAAAAAAAUUAAAAAAAAAAAAAAAAAAAAAUUAAAAAAGUAUUUUCGCUUGAGGAUACAUUGCGUGCUUCAGCUUCUCGGUACAGCAAUUCUGUCUGGAAUGUUAAGGAUGAUUUGCUACAUAACUUCUACGUGUUUCAUUACAGCUUUUUAAACUAAGACCGUAUCGCACACGUAAAGGGGUCACGCCCCCCUUUUACGCAAGUACCUAGUCAUAAAUAUCUUUCCUAAUUUCCAAGUGACAGAUCACAUAAUAUAUUAAUAUUUAGGAAGUUUUUUUUAAAAAUGAAUGAAUUACUCGCACAUUAAGAAAAUAUGAUACCAAUAUUUUUCGGGGUACACCCAGUUCUUCAGAGGCUCAUGAUGUUUAUCCAAAAUACAGUAUUAUUAAUCCUUCACCUCCAAACUUGUUUUGUUCACUAAACUUUAAAAUUUACGGAUGCAAUCCGAAUGACAAAAAUUGAUCCUAAAAUAUCCCAACUGCAGACAUUGUCCAUCUUGGCUCCAGUCUCUGCUUGGCAAGUCCUGCCGUUUGGAUUCAGUUUGUUAAAAUGUCCAGUGAUUUAGCCCUGAGUGUAAUGCGAUAUCUUAUUGUAGUCUUGGGUAACGUGAAGACAUCAGAUGAAUUAAAAGCCCACUCGUCAGAAAUUCUAAAUUAAAUUAAAAUUUAUAGACCAAAAAUAGCCAAAUUGAAAACUGGGUUAUUGAGAGUGAAUUUUAAAAUUUAGGACCAAAGCAGCCAAACUUCGAACAAAUCUUCGACUCUUCUAAUUUUUCAGUUUGGCUAUUUUAGCUUUGAAUUUGAUGUUUAACUCACUUUUGUAAAGAAUCAUUUUAUUCUGCUAUAAAAGUAAAAUGGUGUCCCAGAGAAGAAAAUUUGUUUAAAAAAAAAAAAAAAAGACAGAUUGUAUUUCGGAUAAAUCCACAGAGCAUUAUUUCAGCUGUAUAAACAUGUCAGGAGGCGGAGGCCAUUUCCAUCCUUGAUUGGCCAACUGGAAGCUUCAAUACUUGCUUAUAGGCAUAAUCAUUAUAUUUGACGAAGCGGCUGAAACGGUUAGCAUUGGGGAGUGCGGCUUAUUAGUGGCUGGCUGGUGGCACAAAUUGUCACAUAGACCAAUUUUUAGCAGUUCCAAUACGUCCGACAAGUUUACAAUGAAAGUCUCAGACCUUGAAAUUGCGAAAGGCAGAAUCUAGCUUUUUGCAAGCCUUGUUUAGAGAUCUACAUCAGCUCUGGGUAAUUAGCUAAAUAGGUGGACAAAUCCUUUAUUGUAUGUUCAGUGCAUUUGAAAAGGCCUGCUGAGAUUUAAAAAAGGAAAACUCCUUCUUUUGGCCUGAGGCUGAAACCUAAAUCGUACAGACUCCCAGGAGAAGUCAGUAAUGGCAAAGAUUGGGCAAUGCUUCAUUGGGUUUGGUUUAAAUAUAGGGGUACAAUUCCACCGCAGAAUUCCCCAAUGGCUGAGAUUGUCAUAAUUUAUGAAAGUCCUUUUUUUUUUUUUUCAGUGUCUGUUAUUCUCCUAAUAUGGGUUCUAAAUCAUGACCCGUAAUAGAUUUUGGUCUUAUUAAUAUGCUAUUUUUUUUUAAAAUGUUUUUUUUUUUUUUUUUGCAUGUUCAAAACUUUAUAGUUUCCGCAUAAAAUAAUAAAAUGAACUGUUGUUCAUCAUCUUGUCCCUUUAGCCACACCGCCUCACUCCAGAGAGACUUCCUUAUCAAAUGUAUGCCUGCAGUCUACACUGCAACAGCUCUAAGCUAGCGGCUUUUAAUUCACAACCUGGCUGCAGACAGUCAGAGAAACUAUAAACAGGUAGUGCUAUCCUCUCCUUCUAAUGCAGGUUGUUUUUUGUGCCUUUAUUAAUGAGGAAGUAUUUUUCUACAGUGAGGGGGUGUGGUUAAAGAGGCAGACUUAUAGUGCAGCAUUCUGCAAAACAUUUAUUUAUUCUGGGCAAAAACUAUAAAGAUUUGAGCAAGCAAAAAAAUACAGCAUUGUAAUAAGGCCAAAACCUGUAAAAUGCAUUAAAGAAGUAUUGGUUGCUGGAAAUGUCCCUUUAACCCAAUACCUUUUUUAUGUAACCAUAGCCACCAUACGGAUAUUUCUAUAUGACUCCGCUCAGGGAGGGGCUGUGGGCUGUUUACAUGGUUUCCCUGGAGUGGGAUCCAGUUUAGGGGCCCCUCGCUGGCUGCUGAAUCCCCACCUGAAGGAAUGCGCUGGGUGUCUGACACAGAGAGAGGAUCCUGUGAUGUUUCUCUGCUGCACUGACACUUCUAUAAACACGCAGCCUCCAUCUGUCUCACUGUUAGAUAUACUAGCCAGAGAUGAGCAUAAAUCAGGGGAAGAUAUGCCUGGUUUGUGGCUCUGGAGGGGGAGAGACUGAGGAGGGUGCUCCCUGCUGGGUUUGUAGGUUUUAGUCAUUAUGAAACCUGCCAGAUUUAUCACUAAUAGGCCUCAGACUGUGUGAAUUCCAUUAUGUAAUGCUAACCCUGGGAUACACGGUUUGUGGUGGUACCCAGGCGGCUUGGUACGUGGAGGUCAUGAUGUGAUAUAUUAUGGUUCUUUCUCAAUUUUAAGGAUUUAAGUACACUUCAAAAAAACCUGCUUGUAUGUUAUGGAGAAACUACAGAUUUGCAAAACAUGGGGAGCUCUGUACAUACUGAGACAAAUAAUGCUUUUGUUGUGAAAAUAGGAACCUGUGGGCUCUCUCUACCAAGUUGAGAAAAACUUGCACAGUUUUGGGAGCUCUGUUCUUGUGAAGAAGAGAUAUAUAUGUACAGCGCUACUGAAUAUGCUGGCGCUUUCUGUACCCAGAAAGAUUGUCUACAUGGGAUUUGGGGAGCUCUGUAUCCAUGGUGGAAGAGGCCUGUGGGAUUUGGGGGAGCUCUGUAUCCAUGGUGGAAGAGGCCUGUGGGAUUUGAGGAGCUCUGUAUCCAUGGUGGAAGAGGCCUGUGGGAUUUGAGGAGCUCUGUAUCCACGGAGGAAGAGGCCUGUGGGAUUUGAGGAGCUCUGUAUCCACGGAGGAAGAGGCCUGUGGGAUUUGAGGAGCUCUGUAUCCAUGGUGGAAGAGGCCUGUGGGAUUUGAGGAGCUCUGUAUCCAUGGUGGAAGAGGCCUGUGGGAUUUGAGGGGCUCUGUAUCCAUGGUGGAAGAGGCCUGUGGGAUUUGGGGAGCCUAUCCACGGAGGAAGAGGCCUGUGGGAUUUGAGGAGCUCUGUGGUCCAUCCAUCCAUGGUGGAAGAGGCCUGUGGGAUUUGAGGGGAGCUCUGUAUCCAUGGUGGAAGAGGCCUGUGGGAUUUGAGGAGCUCUGUAUCCAUGGUGGAAGAGGCCUGUGGGAUUUGAGGAGCUCUGUAUCCAUGGUGGAAGAGGCCUGUGGGAUUUGAGGAGCUCUGUAUCCACGGAGGAAGAGGCCUGUGGGAUUUGAGGAGCUCUGUAUCCAUGGUGGAAGAGGCCUGUGGGAUUUGAGGAGCUCUGUAUCCAUGGUGGAAGAGGCCUGUGGGAUUUGAGGAGCUCUGUAUCCACGGAGGAAGAGGCCUGUGGGAUUUGAGGAGCUCUGUAUCCACGGAGGAAGAGGCCUGUGGGAUUUGAGGAGCUCUGUAUCCAUGGUGGAAGAGGCCUGUGGGAUUUGAGGAGCUCUGUAUCCAUGGUGGGAAGAGGCCUGUGGGAUUUGAGGAGCUCUGUAUCCAGGAGGAAGGGCCUGUGGGUUUGAGGAGCUCUGUAUCCAUGGUGGAAGAGGCCUGUGGGAUUUGAGGAGCUCUGUAUCCAUGGUGGAAGAGGCCUGUGGGAUUUGAGGAGCUCUGUAUCCAUGGUGGAAGCCUGUGGGAUUUGAGGAGCUCUGUAUCCAUGAGGAAGAGGCCUGUGGGAUUUGAGGAGCUCUGUAUCCAUGGUGGAAGAGGCCUGUGGGAUUUGAGGAGCUCUGUAUCCAUGGUGGAAGAGGCCUGUGGGAUUUGAGGAGCUCUGUAUCCAUGGUGGAAGAGGCCUGUGGGAUUUGAGGAGCUCUGUAUCCAUGGUGGAAGAGGCCUGUGGGAUUUGAGGAGCUCUGUAUCCAUGGUGGAAGAGGCCUGUGGGAUUUGAGGAGCUCUGUAUCCAUGGUGGAAGAGGCCUGUGGGAUUUGAGGAGCUCUGUAUCCAUGGUGGAAGAGGCCUGUGGGAUUUGAGGAGCUCUGUAUCCAUGGUGGAAGAGGCCUGUGGGAUUUGAGGAGCUCUGUAUCCACGGAGGAAGAGGCCUGUGGGAUUUGAGGAGCUCUGUAUCCACGGAGGAAGAGGCCUGUGGGAUUUGAGGAGCUCUGUAUCCAUGGUGGAAGAGGCCUGUGGGAUUUGAGGAGCUCUGUAUCCAUGGUGGAAGAGGCCUGUGGGAUUUGAGGAGCUCUGUAUCCACGGUGGAAGAGGCCUGUGGGAUUUGAGGAGCUCUGUAUCCACGGAGGAAGAGGCCUGUGGGAUUUGGGGAGCUCUGUAUCCACGGAGGAAGAGGCCUGUGGGAUUUGGGGGAGCUCUGAAUCUAGUGGAAAAAGGCAUUUCCUAACAUUUUCUCUUUCCAUGUGGUCUUUUAACCUAGGAACUCGAUCCCUGCCCUCCAGAAUCAUAUUUUGCCUGGCAUGGUCUUGGCUGUGCCUGUUAAGGUACCUCGAUGGCUCACUCAUGCUAAAUGAGCUAGUGUGAUGCUUUCUGAGUGAUACUCUCCACUCUGCAAAUUUUAGGUUACCACCUUCACCUCUCCUUCCCUGUUGCCAGCUCUGAUCUGCUCGCAUUUGUAAAACAUGAAAGGAGUAAUUAUUAAUUAUGCUUCUCUUUGGAGAAUAAACAUUCCACCUUAAGGCUCCUUGUGAGGGCAUGUUGGACCUGCCAGCCCUUCAGGUAUCUGCUAUAAAACCUCCAACCUCAUCAGGUAGUAGGGCUUCAGUGUUUGUCUUACCACCUCUGCUGGGUGGCUGCUUCGUGCCUUUUUUUUUUUUUUUUCCUGUUGCUUUAUUUAACUUAUUUGUUUUCCUUCACUCAAUCUUCAUGUAAUUUCUUGCUUAAUGUUAACUCCUCCCCAGCUUUUUCUUCUUCCAGUGAUUUGGAAACGCAGUCUGCAUUCGUACAAUGGUAGCUUUGUCUAUUCUGUACUAUUUGCGUGCUCGUUUGGGUAUCACUCCUCACCUGCAGGGUGCAUAUAAAAUAUCCUGCCAGGGAAUGCCCGUACAGGAGGCUGAGAGUUGGCAUUGAAAGACCUUUACCGUGUUUGGUGCUCAAUGCCUACUCUGCCAUCACUGUAUAAGAUUCCCUUAUUUAUCAGAUCGGAGUACCAUUAACUGAUGUAAUUCUUAAAUACAUCACGGGGCAGUUCAUAUGGCAUUUACGUGUCCUUGAUAGACUCCGAUUUCUUGUGGGUUUUAAUUUUAUUUUUCACUUUUUUUUUUUUUCCUUCUACGUAAAGACUGUUUGUUUGAAACAUUAAAGGGUUAUGCAAAGAAAAAUGAUUGAAGCAUAGUAGUGCGACAAGUUCCCCACUUUCUUUGAUCGGACAAUAAAUGUGAGAUUUAAUCACGGAUUUCAAUAUCCCAAUAUUUUAUUUUAUUUAACAAAUUGUUUUUUAAAGUUUACUUCUUCUAUAAUGUGAAAGUAGUAAUGCGAUAGUAUAGAUUGGUUUAAAAUUAUAGCCCCAUAAAAAAGUAACCUUACAUGUGCAAUAAUCCUGUAAAACCAUAAUUUUUAUUUAUUUAUUUAUUUUUUUAUUUUAUUUUUUCUUCUUUCAAAUUAUCCAUUGUCGCGUACUCGUGUUUUACAUACAUGGUGAAUCCAGGGACACAAAUAUUCUUGUGUACAUGUCACCAGGAAUUUAAUUUACUAAAAACGAACCAUUAGAAAGGGUGGGGGAACCAUGUGAUCUAGUUGAGCUUGGCUAAAUUUAAAAGCUAGAAAACUCAAAUUCUCUCAGGUGUACAAUUGGGAUUUCCUUGUUAAUUCUCGAGGAAGAUCUAAUGUAUAGUAUCUUUCCAGUAGAGCAGAAGUGACAAACCUAUGGCACGUGUACCACAGCUAACACGCAAACCAUUAGUUUGCAAUUUUUUUAAUUUUAUUUUUUUAAAUCUAUUUGUUCUUCACACUGAGCUAUUCUUCCCAUCCCCCAAUCCUGGGCUAGGAGUGUGGUGCUUAGCCCUUUAACCCAUCAGGUAUGUGGCAGCCAGAGAGCUGGGCAUCUCCGAGUUUUGGUGUCCUGGUGGAGCUGAGUUUAUAAAUUUGAAAGACUGUCACUGUCUCAAGACCCCCUUCCUCAGAUACUUUCCUCUCCCCGUUAAACAUUAACAAUUGUCUUCCCUUAUUCAUAAUUAUUAAAUUGGAUCUCAGACCAGAAGAAUAAGGGGGUCUCGUCUUGCCCGGAUGUUGGGAAGCCCCAUGUAGGGGUUUGAGAAGCCUACUGUAACCCUUGCCACUUCUUUAAUUGCCCAAGGCUAGUGACAGCCCAGGGAGCGUAUCUUGUGCUAGAAACAAAGCUCCCAGGGUGCUCAAAAACCACAAAAAUCUAUAUAUAUUUUAACCUCUCAGUAAAGUGGCUGAGCCAGCUGCCGGGUGCUAUGGUGGGAGCAAGUAUUGUCCAGGGCCUACACAGGGAGUACCAGGAAUGCUCUCUGUACAGACAGCUGCUGGGCUGGUGUAGGACGACAGAGAGCAUUACUGAUCCAGGGAUGGAGGGUUGGAUGUAGUAGGUAAGGCAGACUGGUGGAGCAACAUUGGAGGAAGACUGACCCCUCAUGUGAUGGAGACAGUCACGUGUGUGUGAUUUGGUUUUGUUUGAAUUUUUGUUUUCAGGUUUAUUUGCAAUGUUGCCAAUUUAAGCUACGGUAAAUAAUUUAUUUAUUUUUUUUUUUUUUUCAGUUUGGGCACUUGGGCUCCAAAAAGGUUUGCCAACCCUGCGCUAGUGUGUAGGGCUACUGAUUCUUGGCUCCUUUAAUUCACAGCGAGAGGAGCUGCACUCUUCUGCAGGGGGAUGGGGGGUUCUCUUUCUGUGUGUGAAUUUAGCCAGACAGACAUGUGAGGUCAGUCCCUGGCGGUAUUCCUGUCUUUGGACUCUCUGAUCUGGGAGAAUUGUGCUGAGCCUGCGUGUUUCAGCAUCUCUGGACAAGCCUCACCCCAACCCCCUUUCAUUUUCACUGUCCCAAGAUUAAUAGAAACUGAAGCUGUUUGUUUAAUGAGGACGGGUGCCCAGUAAAUGGUAACAUCAGGCGUGUAGAAAGGGCACCUGGCUCUGUGCAUGUUUAUAUAAUGUGCUCAUUGCAAACUCUGCGAGCGUGACUUACUGCUUAACAAAAGCAAUAUGUAUAGAAUCAGGAACUCUUGCCCCAGGGAGCUUUGCUUUAUAUUGUAACAUUCUGUGCCAAUGGGCUUACAGUGUAGUAGUACAAAAAAAAGACAUUGCUAUAUAUCUUGUUGUCUGCUGGCAUACUGCAUAAACUUGGGCUGAGGAGCUAACAAUCUACUAGUGUAAAAGGAGACUUAAUUUCAUUUUGUGGUAUAAUGGUUACCCUUCCCUAAAUAUUUGAAAGGGGACAAAGUAGGAGACUGUGUUAAAGAGCUUACAAUCUGGUAAUGUUGUGGGUGAUUUCUCCCCCCCUCAGUUUGCAUUCCAGGGAGUAAAUUGGUUGUUGUGUCACCGAUCACUCAGCGAAAGGAUAAUACAGUGUUUGCAAUAUUGUGUGUGGUGGGGGACGACGGAUGACUGGUAUUUGUUCAAUUUUGGCAGGUUCACACAGAUCCCUAACUAACUGACUGGGGGUAAAGAGGGAGAGAAACUCAGACCGCUCUCCUCACCAAAAUGAAAAAUGCUAUUCCAUGCUGUAAUCAGUAGUAAUGAGUAUGACUGACUGUUUUUUAUUUACUGAGAGCCAGUUAAAUAUUUGUGUAAACACGUAUACUGGUCAUAGGCACUUAGCAGAGACUGAGGUUCAGUGACCUGUUUUGGUCCUGGCUGUGUGAGUAGAUAUCAGCUGUACUGAACUGAGAUGGUGACUUGAUCUGUAUCCCCAUAUAGUGCAGCCCCAGCCAUAGUGAGUUAUCAUGUGCACCUUGUACAGGGUUGGCCACAAUUCAGAGUCCAUAACUUUAAAAAAUAAUAAUUUUUUUUUAUAAAUGAACCAAUUUCAAUGAUAUUACAUGCCUUGAAUGCUUAACGUAUGGAGAUUUGUUUUACUAGAUACGGAAGAUGAAGACGUCUUUUAAAUGAGCUCUAUUUGCCGCCUCUCCAAAUCAGGCUCUUUAGAUUGCACUGUUCAUAACGAUUGUCCAAUGUUUUUGAGACUCUAGCGCUCACAUUUCUGCACACUAACUUCCUGCGAGGUCACCCCGUACCAGACGGGGCAUUUGAUAGGGUAUAAUUGGCUCUGAUGAAUUAUCCGUGGUUUUUCUGUACCCCAGAAACAAUUUUGCUUAUUGACUAAGCCUCUUAAAUGAAAAUGAGUUUCGUCAGACAUAAAUUGAUGAAGAAUAAAUUGUAAUCUCUGGCUAAUCUGUUGUUCUUCCUGACAGUACCCAUGGUGAAUCUCCCAAGACUCUGGUAUAAUAUGUACCUGCAACAAAAAAUAUAACUACUAAUCAGUUAUUUACUUGUCAAAUUCUACUCUAAAUACAGUGCACUAACACUAAUGUAGUGAGAUCCUUCAGACGUACUCUUGCACGCCUUCCCUGGUGCACCCAGUAUCACUAUAUAAACUUCCGUGUCUAAUGUAUAGUUACCGGACAUACCCUAUGAAUAUACAGCAUUUACAUUGCAGCAGUGAGGUCCAUAGCAGACACACAAUCAAUGCUGUAUAGGUGCUUGGCGUACUAUGUAUCACUAUACAGAACACUUCCUGCUGUAUCGGUGACUCGUAUAACCGCUCUCUCUUUCCUGGUAAUCUUUGUAUGGCACCCCCACAUUUAAUGAGUGAAUGCUCGCAUUUCUUGCCUGCACACAUUGUAUAAAUAUUUGCUCUCUGGCUGCACGCCCUUGUGCACAUAGCGUGCGAGGGCGGAGUGCCUACCUGACAGUAUCUGUACAUGGAGCUCAUCACUGCCGGGAGACACAGAAAUCUGUGCAUAUAUAUUCUUUCUGUGUUAAUUGUCCCUGCCUGGCUGUCACCUCCAGAUAGACUGUCUGCAUAGGGUUGUAUAUCUUUCAUAGAUAAUACAGCCCUGGAGGGUGGGGGAGAGAGUGCACACCUUAAGGGCUGCUCCUUGGGCACAUACAAAACAUUGUUCUCCUUUUAAAUUGAAGGCAAAUGUAAACUGCAAAUGUCCACUUAUCACUCUUGUUUAUGUUCAAAUUGCUGCGUGUGUGUGUGUAUAUGUGUGUGUGUGUGUGUGUGUGUGUAUAUAUAAAUAUAUAUCUCUAUAUCUAUCUCUAUCGCCAUCAGAUUCCGUAGCGCUGUACAAAGGGUGGACUAACAGACAUUUACUUGUAACCAGACAACUCGACGUACAGGAACAGAGCUUACAAUCUAUAUCUCUAUAACUGGUAGUGUUUGGUUUUUACGUACUGUAAACUAACACUGGGUAUCUCCAAGGAGCCCCUUGGAGAUCGUUAAUGUAUAUUACGCUGCCUAUAAACUUUCUCCCCCUCCCCCCCCCCCUCCGGUGGCCCUCAAUAACGCCAUUAGUCUCAGAGAAAGAAAAAUGUGCCAGUAAAUGCAGGGUUAAUUUAUAGUAUGUGUGUUGAAAUGUAGUUUUCCUGUAUCAGCAGUAAUAGAGCAUGUAAUUGUCAUGUGUUUGUGGUAGGGGGAGUUGUGGGGAUCCUGGCAGGAUAUCCGCACAGUGUAGCCCCCUUGAGACCCCUUGGAACAGACCCCCCAUUGAUCUCUGGGCGGCUGGUUAGUACAUUAGGUGUGAUGGCUCCUUCGGGAUACUGCAACAUGACUGGGUUAUAUCUGCAGGUCUCCUGUGUGGGGAGGAGGGGGUGGGGCUGGCCUGGUCUUUGAAGUGGGACUUUUUUUGUCCAGACUCUAAUUGGGAUGUUCCCAUUAUGUGAAAUGACUUGGUGCCAAGCUGGCCAUCAUCUCACGGUUCCCGUCUCGCUGCUCUAAGCAGGAUUAUUUAGGGAACUGGUUUAUCUUCAUCUGAAUGGAGCCCUGUCAUUUUAACUUCUAAUAAGCUGCCUUACAGGCAUUUCAAAGGCCUGACGCCACAGCAACGCCCCUUAACAUUGAGAUUGUUUCUACAGCCCCAAUUUAGACGUAUUCCUGCGUAAACGUGUGUUUAUACACCUUCACUUUUAAUCUAUUCCAAAACAUUUGUUUUGAUGCAGGGUGGAUCUCUUUUUGCGGAAGAGGGAAUAUAUUGAUAAUUCAGUAAUACCAAAUCUAUAUGGCCCACUCUAUGCCGUGCAAGAGAUCAGGGGCAUACAGUUCCAUACUUGUGGUCUUUCUUAACCUGUGCAUGGGUCGGCAUCCGUGUUCAUUUUAGUCGACUAAAGUUUUUGAGAUUUAGUCAACUAAAACUAAAGCAUUUCAGAUGACUAAAGUACGACUAAAACUAAUGGCAUUUUAGUCAAAACACUAUGACUAAAACUAAAUUUAAAUUUUCCGCCAAAUUGAACACUGCACAGAGGGGCUGUGGAAGGGUCAAAAGAAACUUUAAACCCAUUAGAUUUAGUUGACUAAAACUAUUUAGAGGAUUAAAGAAGCUUUUUAGUCAAAAGACUGACUAAAACUUAAUUGAAAUUUGCCACCAAAAUUAACACUGGUCAGCAUGGAUGGUUACAUAAUGGAGGGUUGUAUUGUGGGGGGGUCGGUGUUCGUGGAGGGUUGUAGUGCGGGUGAGUGUGCGUGGAGGGUUGUAGUGCGGGUGAGUGUGCGUGUGAGCAUGGAGGGUUGUAUUGUGGGUGUGCAUGCAAGCGAGUGCAUUUUUCAUAGUUGUCUUGUGAUUGCUGUUUAAACAGUGUGUAUGUAUGAGUUGUAUAGUGAGGUUUGUGAUUUACAGUGUGACUGUGCGUCUCUUGGUAUACUUGAAGUCUUUAUAGUAUACUGCUGCAGAGUAUGUCGGUGCUCAUUAGAGAAUAAGUGUCAGGAAUACAGCUGGUUCUACAAUUCGCUGACACCCGUGUACAUGACUAAGGAAUGUCUAUGAUACAUGAGACCCUGAUUGAACGGAACAAGCUGUGUGACCCUCUCAGACCCACGUGUCUCGCACAAUUAUAGGGGUCAAAGAGAGGGCUGUGGACUGCACACCCAUUGCUCCCUCUGCUGGGUGUAAGCCAUACUAUCCAUGGGGUAACAAGUCUGCUUGUAUGUUUAAUACUCCUUUUGUUUCAGGAAUUCUCUAAUCCCAGCAUCUAUGUUGUGUUUAAUUUCUCCUUUUUCAAUUUUCAAUACUGUCCCUAUUUGACGAUAUUUCUGAUAUGCAAUGAAUUGAUAUUUACGUGUAGUCACAGUACAUGGUGCUCUCUCAGCCUUUUGAUGUUACAGCCUCCAAAAUGAGCACUUUAGUUUGGCACUACGGUCACUGGCCUUUUUUACGUUCUGGAAAUCCUGUAACGCGAGUCUGGGCAUGAUUGUUCAAUAGCUAAAGGCAGAUUUAAACUAAAUGCUGCAUCAGUUAGUCUCGGUCCAACAGAGUAUUGAUUGAUCCUUUAUUAUAUAAGCUUAUUAAGCUUGACAAUGGAUCCAGUUGGUCCUUCUAACUGUGAGGGUCAAUAUUUGGGAACAUGGACCUUAUUCACGAAGUGGCAGUGCAAACCUAGCUUCUCUCAAACCAUUCUGGGAAAUGGGAGUGAGGAACUGUCCCCUGCUCUGAAUUUAAUCUUCUUGUGUGUGAUUUGUAAGAAGUUUAAACUUUGGGUAUAACGUUAUUUCUGUAUUUGGAAGGCAGGAUGCUGUGCUGGCUGUUAAUGGCAACUUAUAACAAAUGGGGUAAAAGUGGCGAUGUGAGAACUCUGCACUAAUCCAAAGGGGGCAGCGUGAAAAAGGUCACACAGCCCUGCUUUCCUCUGUCUGGUUUCUAAAUGAUUUCCCAUAUACAUGAGCUAGGCUUUUCCCAAGGUCUCUCUAUUGAUAUGUAGGUGAUGCACGUGAGUACCCCUUGAAAAUGGAAAAAUAAAUAUACAGUCAUAUUUCGCAUAGCCUGUCAUAUUCUUUACCUUUACACACUGUGCUGGGUGUGAGUGUCACAUAAACAAGGUAUGAGUGGAACUGUCUUUGCACCGUCUUGCAUUUCGGAAUUCAAUUGCUUUAAUUUAGUGUUUAGUGAAUUAACCCCUGUGUGUGUGUGGAGCAUAAAUAGACAGCUGUUAUAAAGUCUGAUGCUAACUGUAAGCCUAUUGGCGUCUGAACCUCACUGACUCCCCUCUAACCUCCUAUUCUCUUCCCUGCAGGUUUCUAAAGGAUGACUAUACAGUGACAGCGGAGAUGAAUGAUUACCUAGAUAUAUACUGCCCGCAUUAUGACUCCCGGCACCCAGUGGAGCUCACGGAAUCCUUUGUACUUUACAUGGUGAAUCGGGAAGGGUAUGAAGGAUGUUACGAGACCCAAGGAGCCUUUAAACGCUGGGAGUGUAACCGGCCAUAUGCUCCUUUUGGGCCCAUAAAGUUCUCUGAGAAGAUCCAGAAAUUUACUCCAUUUUCCCUGGGGUUUGAGUUCCGACCUGGCCAAGAAUAUUAUUAUAUCUGUAAGUACAUAAGCCUAAUGUAUGUACUAAUUGUAUAUGUGUAUAUGCAGUGCAGGAAGUCUGUUUGUGUCCAAAUUUGGAAGAAGGGUUGUAGUGCCACACUAAGAACCAUAACUACUAUAUUUUAUUGUAGUGGUUAUUGUGCAAGGAACUACAGUCCGUACAGUUUUUGAGAAACGUUGUCUCCAAAAGCAGAAGUGAAAACAUGAUUUUAUUAUUGGCUGCCAGAGUAGGCUUUAGGCUCUUAGAGAGCACAGGUGGAAAACCACCAAAGACUUCUUGCCACGUAACUCCCACUGUUCGCUGUAGUGGUUCUGGUAUUCUCUGUUCCUUUAAUUAUCUUUAAUGACACACACUGUAUUACAGGAUUUUGUAGGAGUGCCGGUUGUUAGACUUGUGGUGCGGAGGUAACGCAUUCAAUGUCUGAUGAUUUUUCUCAAUUAUGACUCUUAAGCCUUUUGCUUUGGGAUUUACAUCCCACUUCUUCCCAUUGAAAUGUUAAUAAAUACACGUAGCUUUCUGUAAUUAACAGGAUGGUGUCAGGUGAAAUCAUGAGUUUUAUACACUCCUUUACGGUUUCCAUUCAUUUUGUUUCCAUAUUCUAUGUUUUUUUUAUUUGUGUGAAUAUAAUGCUGUGCCUUUUGGAACUCAUUUUUAUUUUCUAUAUAUAUAUAUUUUUUUUAUAUUUUUUUAUUUUUUUUAUUCUACUAAAAAAUGUUUUAUGCGUAACCAACAGAUCUCCUUGCUUUUCCCAGUAUAUCUGUAUGUCUUUGUGGUCUUUAAAAAACACAAAACAACCCACCAACCUGUUAAUGUAAUGUAAUGAUCCUUUUGCAUCGCUCCUUGUGUAAAGUGACGUGUCCAGGGGUUUAAGUCUUGGUGACACUGUGUCUGGAAGAGGUUUUAAUUUGUAGCCGUCUCUCUUGUCUGAGUAUCACAGGGUUAAUGAUUCAGUGAAUGCCUAUAACCACUUCAGAGGAAUGAAUGGUAACUCCCUGGACUGAACCCCCAGGGGUCAUGGAUUCCCAGUUUCCGAUGAUGGCCUUACUGGCUGGACUGGGAGUGUGUCUCCUGCAUGCCCUUUUCUUAGGGAGCAGUUUCAGACCUGCCCUCUUCCUCUUGGGGGCAUUUAGUCAGGCACUUCCGAGGUUAAAGGUCACACAAUGUUCCCUGGUGGCCCUGCAGCCUGUUGUGUCCUGACUGAUAAAAUUGGUGUAGUCAGUGGAUUGUGAGUGGUGGGAUGGGGGAGACACUCAGACUCUGUCUGUCCCUCCUAGCUAUAAUCUUGUCUCCUUAAUCUUCGAUUACAAGAUAAAAUUGUAUGCGUGCUCCAAGAUUCACCAAAGCAAACGUGUAUGCGAAGGGUUAAACUGUUUUCUUGUUUGAUUCAUGGUAAUCCUGUGUAAGUGGUUCUUCAGGCAGAUUGGGCUAUGCUGUGCGUUUAUUUUUUUUUUUAUUUUUUUAAAUGUAUUUUUAAAAAAUUUUUCUCUACCGUUAAAAUAUCCCAUGUGCAUUUACUUAUUUAUAGGGGCUCAUAAGACCCCCUUGGACACAGGGUCUAACUGCUCAGUAUAGGGGUCAGCGUAACCUCCCACUCCUAAAAAUGUAGGGAACACCUUGUGUACCCCUUGUGCAUGUAUUCCAUUAUAUGGGUAUCGGGGACCCAGAAACUUAAUCUAAAUUCAAAUCCUAAUUGAUCCAAAAGAUGGCAAAAUCCAAUUUGAAGAUUUUUAUUAUAUAUAAUUUUUCCAAGUGUAUCAUUAACCUUUUAGGCCCUAUUAUAUCUAUCUCUAUAUCACAAAAAUCUUCAAGCUGGAUUUUAGGGUCCUCAUUCCCUUAAAGAUGGGGCCUGCAAUGUACACCCUGUUUAUCUGAUAAUCUAUAGGUGUUCAGGGCGUGCCACCAUAACCACAUACAAAAAGGAACCCAAAUAAUUGUGCGCACUGGGAUCCCAUUGUAUCCCUUUAUUUAUUUUAUUUAUAUAGCGCCAGCAAAUUCCAUAGUGCUGUACAAUGGAUAUACACUGGCUCGUUUAUAGAAGUCCAGCAGUUCCUUUCUUGUGUAGAACCAGGACUUUAUUCUGUAUGUAUCUCUUUAUUUUUGUAUGUAUCCUUUUACAUCUUCGCAUCACUUUUCAGAACAUGACACGAAGUCUCACACUGUCUCAUUGCUCCAAUGGUCACUUGUUCGAGGUUCUGCUAAGGUUGCACCAUUAUAUGAAAUACUUUGAGUUUCUAAAUCGUAUUUGGUUUUUGUUUGCUCCUCCCCUCCUUCCCCCUUCUCCUAGUUCAUUGAGAUCUGGGAGCCCCAUGUCAUUCCUUCAGCUAUAAUGAGUUUCUCAUGUGCUGUGCCUAGUUUAACCCCCUGUGUGCCAUGUGCUGGGAGGCCAGGUGUUUCCUGUUUGGUUAAGCCUUGCAGCCUGGGCUAAUGUUUCUUACACGCUACCCUAAUCCUGGCCUUGGCGAUUGGUGGAAGUCUCCUCUGAGCUUGAGGAAGUCUGUGAAUAAAUCAUAGUUAAUAGUGCUUGAACCUGUCGCCCUCUGCUCUGGACCUCUAUUCCACGUAUGCCGCCUCAUUGAUGCUUCCUCUGGGGUUUAACAUGCCUCUCUUAAUGUUCAGUGAGAAUAAAACAUGGCAUUCACUUCCUGUUCCUGUAACUACAAUCUGCCAGCCUUUGGUUUAUAUCGGACUCAUGUAAGUUCCCAGAGAUGUGGCUUAUGGUCAGUAAGGAUUGAUGUACCUUGAGGGCAGUGGGACCGAGAUUUGUCCAGAUGGUUUUUAUCUGCAAGAAUAGACCCCUGCCCCAACAUUGAGCACAUCUGUUCAUGUCCUGCACCAACUCUUUAUGGCCACCUCCUGGAUACUAUCUUCUCUCCAGAAUUUGGUCCAACACCAUGUAUAUUGUACUUUUUUUCUCGAUGUUCUAUCGGUGGAACAUUUCAUGUGGUUGGACUGUGAAUUGGCAUGCAUUUAUGCCUUUUAAAAAAAAAUAAAAAAAUCUUGUUUAAUUCCUGUUUCAACACCACACUUCUUGGUUUACUGUUUGUUCCCAUUUUCCCUACAUAAAUGGCCUCACUUGGCGUCUGUCUUUUCGGUAUUAAACAAAAAAACUAAAUGGAGCUGCACUCAAUCUAUUUAAUAAAAGCCUGGGUGCAACGAAACCUGGGGCAAGCACCAAGGCCCAAGAAGUAGUUAGUAGUCACCAGAGAAAGGAAAAGGUCCAUGCACUCCAAGGCUUAGGCAUUUUUAUGUGAACUACAGUGUCCAACAGCAACGUUUCGACCGAACGUGCUUUUUAAAAAGGGUCUUGAAAGACCUUUGGGUGGAAAUGUUGCUGUUAGACACUGUAGUUGAAAUAACAAUGCCUAUCUAAGCCUUUGAGUUCCUCGACCUUUUCCUUUCUCUGGUGACUACUAUCUUUUCUGUGUUGUCCUGUGGGUUGGUAUAGUCCCCAGAUUCGGCACCCGCUUCUUGUCAUUGCAUUGUCAUUCAGAUAAUGGAGAUAUGUAACUGAAGUAAUCACAAGUAAUUCUUCAGUAUCUGAUGACUGUGUUGUUUCUGUCUUGGCCCGUGUUAUCUCAACUAUUAGAUAAGAUUAAUAAGCAGCAUGUCUUCAUUAUUUGCUGUAUGACUAAGCUUUAUUAAGAAAUGCCUAAACCCUCCUCUUCAGUAGCAAUACCAAAACGCUCUAUAUUCUGGUAUCAGACGUCUUAUCAGAUGGGACGCCUUUAACUUGUGAGAUAAGGUUUUGCUGAAGUUGGUGUGAGAAGGGAUUAGUGUCUCCUGCUUUAUUCCUGAUCAGGGAUGGUGGGGAUAGGCUGUACAGGAGGGGGUGCCUGGGGGAGUAUUACAGUAUGUUUUCCGGAUAACACACAAUAAGCCCAAGGAAGGAUUGUGUGUUAAACUGAUUCGUAUUCCUGGAUCUUGUGUAAUAGUGGGUUUAGAUUGAAUCCUGUCAAAGCGUGCAAGGCUGGCCGUAGGCUUUAAAGUGGCAAUGCCACUUUUGAGAUAUGUGGUGUACUUUACUUUUUUUUUUAUUUAUUUUUUUUUUACAAUAAAAAAAAAAACUAAAAAAAAACUUUAACUGUUCUGGAAUUCCAUUGGAACUCCAACUUAGAAGAUCUCAUACUAGAAAUGACAGACUGCGUUGUCAUCUUGCCAUUAGCCAUCACAGGCUGCCUGUUGUGCUGCGUUUUUUUUGUCUUUUUAUGGCUUCCCAAUGUGUAGCUCUCGGUUGUUCCAUAGAGCUCCUCUUGUGCGUUACUGCACCAGUGAUGUCUCCUGGUAAAUUGUCACCAGUAGCUGAGGACAAGGUUAAACAUGGUAGCACCCAGGAGAGGUCUAGUUAUUUUCCUUCCUUUUCCACAUGGUUGACACAAUGUAAGCAGUCAUGCUGCCUUUGAGGGUCAUUACCAAAAAUGUGACUCUUUUUUUUUUUUUUUUUUGUGAGGAAACAAAGGUCACAUACUUUGAAUUGAGUGUAUGUGACAGGGUAACUUUGACAAAAGCGUACUUAGUGUUCUCAAAGACAUUCCUACGCUGUCAGUGACACACUCUCAGGCGUGCUCAUACACUACACCACUGUAAAAUUAAAAUAUUGUGGCCUGAUCCCACUUAAUCCCCAGGUGGUGAUGGUGACUCAUGUAGCCUGGCAGAAGGUCGUGGUCUUUUUCAGUUAUGGGUGUGUGUUGCCCUAUGCUCUCCAGAGCUCUUUAAACGGUCUCAAACAGUGGGAAGAAGCCAAGAUGGUGAAAAAUUGUGCUAGACACAGCUCCGUGCCAAGUUCCCUCACAGGGUAAUAGGCUCCCCUGGCAGUGCCUUUGCACCAGUGUGCCACACUAGAUUACUUGGAGAGUCCUGAGUAUGUGCAUGUUGGCUACACCUCUUGUGACAAUCUCGUGGCCUCCCCUUUUACAGUUAGAGAUCCACCAUGUCUAGUGCUGUCACUAGAGUGGGUUAUCUAUUGGGGGCAUGAACACUAGAAGUGGUGUAAACAGCCAACAUCUGUAUUCCAGUGCAACUUUUAGAACCUGGAGCAGAAUCCCAUAACCACACAUGUGACUACUCGGUUAGGUCAGUGCUUUGUACAGAAAUCUUUUUCCAAUUCUCAAUGAACGUUUCCCAACGUUUCUUUCCUCCCCCAGAGGAGCAUGAAUAUUUCUGCAAUUCUUUAAAUUCCACCUAAGCCCUUUCUUUUUGUAGAGGUAUGGGGUGUGUAACACCCAGUAACAAAAAGCUGUAAUGCCUUGGAUUGUUUCCAGAUCGGAAAGUGCCAUCAGACCGGUUUGUGACAUAAACCAUCAUCCCUAAAGACAAGAUAUGUGAGCUGUAUACGCUGCGGUCUGACCUGUAUCUAGUGGUUGAGUUACUAGGGAGAAGAGGGGGUGGGGGAGAGCCUCAGAAAAAGGUCAUUUUAUGCUGCACGAAAAUUGCCAAUAAAGUGAUUUUGGGCUAAAUUCCUCUCGUGCAUGGCUUUGGGCUUUAAUGGCACUUUAUAUAUUCAUAGUAUUUGAUUGGUGAAUGGCUAGGGAAAUAUUAGCAGAUCCAUAGUGAAUAGGGAUUUAGGAGUUAAUAGUAAAUGUAACCAACUAUAAUUGGUUGUGUUUGUGUGUUUUUCUUUUCUUUUCUUUUUUUUUUUUAUAUGAAAUGGGGAAACCCUGUAAUAGUUACCUUGUUGCAGUCCUCUAUUGUUAAUCAUGUUUUAGGGAUUGGAGUUAUUAUUUAUAACUUGUUUAAAUGGUAUGUAUGCUAUUGGAAUUCCCUGGUCUGUAGAAUUUAACGGGACAAUAACAUUUUCAGAAUAACGCUUUGGUUCCGUGAAAGAAACAAAUGAGCUGAUUUAAGGUAGCACUUGGGAUUGGAACCAGUGAUCCUAUUUCGUUUCUGUAAGCUUUGGCUUGGCGUGUCUGUGACUGAGUACUCUCCUCUUACAUGGAGAUCAGUGUAGUUUAAUAUCUCCUUAAGUGAUUUUUUUUUUUUUUUUUAAUUUGUGAAACUGGGUUUUCUUCAUUUGAUGACGAUUGUGCUUGUCUCUCUUUAAUUGUGAACACCUGGCUCGUCCGACAAAGUAGCGUGUAGUCGAAAACGUACAAACUGCUUUCUUGGUGUUUUUUAUGAUUACUAAAAAAAAUGUAUAUUUUUGUUCUCGCACUUUAAAGAUUAUAAAUGUAUUGCUUGUCCCAGACUGUAUCUGGCUCUGCACUGUUCCUGAAUGUGUGCUUGGCUCUGUGUCUGUUUUCAUUGUGUGUCUCCCUUUCUCUCCUUCUUCCUCUACAGCCUUCGUUUCUUUGUUCUCGAUAUCCUUAUCCUUCUGUCUGUUUUUUUUCCCUCAAUGUGAGUAUUGACCUUUUAUUUUUAAUUUUAAUUUUUCUCUGUGUUUUCUGCAUGUUUAAUGCUCCUUGCUAUGAGUUUCUACUUUUACCUAGUGUCGAUAUAAAGACAGGCACUCACUCUUUGGUUUUCGUUUGUUUCAGCUAUACCAAAUGCAGAUAGUGUCGGCGAAUGCCUAAAACUGCGUUUAUCAGUCUGCUGCCGACCUACCAGUAAGUAUACACAUAAUGCAGAAUGAUUUUAUAGAUGGUUCAGUUCCCCCUCCUUCAUCCUGCCAACCUGCCUAGUCUUUUUCAAAGCUAAAAAUGUUGCUUCCAUAACUUUUAAAGGGACAUUAUAGUCUCCAAAGCACCUUUUUAGCUUAAUGAAGCAGUUUUGGUGUAUAGAUAAAGCCCUGCUGUCUCACUGCUCAAUUCUCUGCCAUUUAGAAGUCACAUGCAGGUAGCCCUAGACAUGCCUUCCUCAACACUUCCUGUCCUCUGAUGUUUAAAUUUCCCUUUAUUGCAAAGUCUAUUUAAUUGAGAAUGUGUCUCCUACUCUGUUAAUAGCCUUCUAUACCCUGAAGGAGGCUCGUGUGUGCGCUUAAAUUUCCUUUUACAGAUCAGGAAAUAAAAACCUCUAAAGUAAGUACGAUCUGAAAAACAUUUUUUCCCAUGGAGUCACAGCCAGUAUCCCUUUAAGAGGCCUCAAACAAGAUAUCUCCCAUCAGUAGUUCCCAACCUCUGGAUUAGAACCCAGUUUUAAGUCACCAUAUCAGUGUACUGGCUCCCCAUUUAUUUAUUUAUAAUUCGAUUUGACCGUCCCAAUGCAACUGCCCCACACUAGUCCUGUGCUGGUGACCCUUCUGCCAAGCGGAGAUGUCCAGAUGAAGAUGUUCUGCAGGUUUUUGUCUUUAGUCUGUCUGUAUCUUAUAUUACAAGUGGAGAAUUGGUUGUCACGCUAUUGACUGACACACGUAAUUUGGGGUUAUUUCAGAAUAAAAGUUAAACACCGCUACAUACAUUUAUGGCAAACAGUCUGAAUUUUUUUUAAAUUUUUUUUUUUUUUUUUAAAUUUAUUUAUUUUUGCAAACAGUUUCUGUAGUAGACGUCACACAGAAAACCCAGCACUCAGCCUUUCUCUCAAAAUGUCCUAAUGGAUUAUUGACUCUGGUUUCCAUGGAAACAAUAAGUAUUUCCUAGGGCCCAGUGCAAAUGCAGCGUCCCUUGGUUUUCACAAAAUUGCUCCCUUUGUUUGGGACUUAAAGUGCAGGUUCUCUGGUUGUCUGGAAAUGAUCUAUUCUCAGUGACAAAGAAUAUCAGACAGUGUUGAUUUCAUGAGGCAUAGCGAUGACUUUUACAGACAAAAUGAGUCCAUACAAGUAGUGUUUCUGAUCAAUAACCCUUUCAAAAAGAAUAAAUCUGUCACUUAAGUUUGUUAGACUGUGGGCUGCGAUAUCCUGCCAUCGAAUAAAAUGAAUUCAUGCAAGCGCAGUACACAAGACCGUUCUUAUCUAAAAGGUAGCUGCUUUUAAAGUGACCUUUCUUAGUUGACGGACAAGAUUUCCUUUACGUUUGUUGAAUACAGGACCCCUGUUUACCUUUGCUGCCAAAUAAAUAAAUCCUCAUGUACGUUGCUACUCGGGAAAUAAAGACUAUCGUUUAUAUGGAAGCAGGUCUCCCUAGAUCUACUGGAUAUUCCUUGCCAAUGGUUAGAAACCAUAUUAACACAACCUUGCCCAUUUGUAUGCUUUGUACGUAUACAAAAUAAGUUACCAGUUUGUAGUGUUGUUCCCCCUCUCCCUGAGUAUGUAUUUGAGACACUCACCUUCACUUUCAUGUAAUUUUUUUUUUUUUUUAAACCAGCAGUGAAACCUGUAACCGAAGUGCCAAAAUCUCAGCCUCGAGGAGGGGCACCUGGCCCUGGAGGUGGGGACCGGACAGGGGGAGGUAAGGGGAAUAUUGAGCAAUUACAUGUGCAUGUAAAGUUAUGAGUGAUGAAACUUGUGUAUAGAUAGAGAAAUAAAUGCAGAUAUUGGGAGUAGCGGAUUGCCUUGGUGAGUAAGUGAAGUUGAGUUUAUGGGGGAAAGAAAAUAGUGUCCCAUGUACACUCAGAAAUUUGAAGAAACAGUCUUUUUUUUGUAUCGCUUGACAGGGCACACUCACGUUUUAGUAUGCUUUUGUUUUGUUUUUUUGUUUCCUUACUCCGUUGCGUAUGUUUUGAGUCUCACUUUUUGUAGUUGUUAGUAUCUCACUGUUAACAUAUGGUAGCCUUAUUGACAAUGAAUUCCUAACACUACAGUGUUACGUUAAAUGAAAAACCAUGUAAGGGUUAUUUUAGUAUUUACUAUUUAGUUAUACAAAGUAUUUCUUUCAGAUCCCAGAAAACCCCCUGGAAGUUCCUCAUAUACAAUUCAUGUCUCAUCACUCCUGCUAACGAGCUGCCUCGUCCUUCUCCUCUGGCCAUGA